AUGGCCACCACUGCCAACACGCACCCCCUUGGAAUCACAGGCUUCGCCUUGGUAACAGGCGGUGGCUCAGGUAUCGGACGGGCCACCUGCUUAUUAUUAGCGAGGGAAGGAUGCGCGGGUAUCUGCGUCGCUGAUAUAUCGUCCAAGGCUGCAUCCACUGUGGUCGCCGAGCUGCAGCAGGUCGCAAGCAACCCGUCCUUUAAGGCUACACAAUAUGCUCUGGAUGUUGUGGAUGCCAAGUCUGUGCAAAUGAUGAUAACGAAGGUGGUAGAGGAGUUUGGACGAGUUGACUACGCUGUGAACUGCGCCGGAAUUGGCGCCAUCAAGCAUGGAUUGGCCGAGACGGAACAGGAUGAGUGGGACCGUAUGAUCGCAGUCAACCUUACCGGUGUCUUUGCGUGCGUCAAGGAAGAGAUUCAGCAGAUGAUGAAGCAGGAGCCGUUCCAGACUAGCACCUACGCUCCGCUCCAACGUGGGGCCAUCGUCAACAUCGCAUCUCUCUCCGGCCUCGUUGGCCUGCGUCAUUCCGGCGCCUACACAGCAGCAAAACACGGAGUGGUGGGUAUUACACAAACGGCCGCCCUUGACUAUCCCGAGGUGAAGUCGAAUGCGGUGGUACCGGGCUACAUCAAGACACCCUUGACAUCGGUGCCUGGAGAAAUGCAGCGCAACGCGCUGGAGAAGGUCAACAACUGGACGCCUAUGAAGCGCUUCGGUCUGCCUGAGGAGGUAGCUGAGGGCAUUGUCUGGCUACUAGGGAGCAGGAGCAACUUUGUGCAUGGGACCUGUCUGACUAUUGAUGGAGGGUACUUGUCUCAUUAA
This is a messenger RNA of Trichoderma gamsii, 822 nucleotides long. RefSeq lists its product as hypothetical. Gene Ontology annotation, molecular function: quinone binding; oxidoreductase activity, acting on the CH-OH group of donors, NAD or NADP as acceptor. Bases 1 to 822 code for a protein of 273 amino acids. Gene Ontology annotation, biological process: fatty acid biosynthetic process. The record is from RefSeq and is a predicted model, not a curated record. Lineage: Eukaryota; Fungi; Ascomycota; Sordariomycetes; Hypocreales; Hypocreaceae. The transcript has 2 exons.